Messenger RNA from Carassius gibelio (silver crucian carp), 4542 nucleotides. Its product is annotated as NACHT, LRR and PYD domains-containing protein 14. The coding region runs from base 1 to 2841 and encodes 946 amino acids. Lineage: Eukaryota; Metazoa; Chordata; Actinopteri; Cypriniformes; Cyprinidae. Gene Ontology annotation, molecular function: protein binding. The record is from RefSeq and is a predicted model, not a curated record. The transcript has 18 exons.
AUGAAGAUCAGUUUCUUGACCACUGUUAUUCCUCCUACUGAAAUGCAUGCUGAGGAGAGCACACGGCUCAAGAAGCUGUGUGAUUGUGGUCUAACAGAGGAAAGUGGUUCUGCUCUCGCCACAGUGCUGAGAUCAAACCCCAGUCUGAAAGAGCUUGACAUCAGCAACAAUAAUCUGCAUGAUUCAGGAGUGAAGAAACUGCAUGAUGGAUUAGAAAAUACAAACUGUACACUGCAGAAACUCAAACUUUCAAACUGCAGUAUCACUGAAGAAGGUUAUAAAGCUCUGGCUUCAGCUCUGAGAUCAAACCCUUCAUACCUGAUAGAGCUGGAUCUCACAGGAAAUGAUCCUGGAGAAUCAGGAGUGAAGCAGCUCAAUGAUAUACUACAGGAUCCAAACUGUAAACUAAAGACACUGAGAUUUUUGGGUCCUGUUGCAGAUGAAGCCUGUCAGUAUGUGACUGGAAUUGUGGGUAAAAACCCGCUACUCCUGAGAGAGCUGAAUCUGAGUGAACUUGAACUAGGUGACACACGAGUGAAUCAGAUAGCUGCUCUACUGCAGGAUAAACACUGUAAACUUAACACACUGAAUCUGAAUAACAGUGACAUAACAGAAGAAGAUUGUCAAGUUCUGGAUGAAGCUUUAAAUUUAAACCCUUCAAAUCUGACAGAGUUGAAUCUGAGUGGGACAAAACUCAGAAACUCAGGAAUGAAGAUCUUCUCGGCUUUGUUUAAGAAUGAACAGUGUAGACUGAAAAAGCUGAAGUUGAAUUCCAUUUGUAUUACUGAAGAAGGUUGUACUGCUCUGGCUUCAGCAUUCAAUUCAAACCCUUCAAACCUAAUAGAGCUGAAUCUGAGUGGGAAUAAACUAGGAGACUCUGGAGUAACUGAAAUCUCAAGUCUAUUGAGAAAUUCACAAUGUUCACUUCAGAUACUCAGACUCUCAAACUGCAGUAUCACUGAAGAAGGUUAUAAAGCUCUGGCUUCAGCUUUGAAAUCAAACCCUUCACACCUGAUAGAACUGGAUCUCACAGGAAAUGAUCCUGGACAAUCAGGAGUGAAGGUGCUUGAUGAUUUACUACAGGAUGAAUGCUGUAAAUUAUCCAUCAGGUUUUUGAAAAGUCCUGCUGCUGAGGACGCAUGUGAUUAUCUCACUAAAGUUCUGAAAAUAAGUCCAUUAAUUUUGAAAGAAGUGGAUCUGAGUGAUGAUAAAUUAGGAGAUCUGGAUUGGGAGAAGCUCUCUGCUCUUUUGAUGGACUCUCAUAGCAAACUGGAGAAAAUGAAGCUGAAUAAUUGUGAGCUGACAGAGAAAAACUGUUCAGUUCUAGCUACUGUUCUCUCCUCCAAAACCAUCCUGAAAGAACUGAACCUGAACAACAGCCGACUGCUAGACUCAGGAGUCAAAGAGAUCUGUGAGGGAUUGAAAAAUCCUGUGUGUGAGCUGAAGAUACUCAAGCUUUCAGACUGCAGUAUUACUGAAGAAGGUUAUAAAGCUCUGGCUUCAGCUCUGAGAUCAAACCCUUCACACCUGAUAGAGCUGGAUCUCACAUUAAAUGAUCCUGGAGAAUCAGGAGUGAAGGAGCUUGAUGAUUUUCUACAGGAUCCAAACUGUCAACUGAAGACACUGAGGUUGUUACAAAGUCCUGAAGCAGAAGCAGCGUGUAAAUAUCUAACUGAAGUUCUUCAAAUCAAAAACCCGUUACUCCUGAGAGAUCUGAAUCUGAGUGAACGUGAACUAGGAGACACACAAGUAAAUCAGAUUGCUGCUCUACUGCGGGAUAAACAUUGUAAACUCAACACACUGAAGCUGUGUGAUUGUGGUCUAACAGAUGAAAGCUGUUCACCUCUCGCUACAGUCCUGAGAUCAAACCCCAGUCUGAUAGAGCUCGAUAUCAGCAACAAUAAACUGCAGGAUUCAGGAGUGAUGAAACUCCAGAAUGGAUUAGAAGAUAGAAACUGCACACUGCAGAAACUCAGACUUUCAAACUGCAGUAUCACUGAAGAAGGUUAUAAAGCUCUGGCUUCAGCUCUGAGAUCAAACCCGUCACACCUGAUAGAACUGGAUCUCACACGAAAUGAUCCUGGAGAAUCAGGAGUGGAGCAUCUCAGUGAGUUACAACAGGAUCAGAACUGUAAGCUGAAGACACUGAGGGUUUUGAGACGUUCUGAUGCAGAUGAAGGGUGUCAGUAUGUGACUGGAAUUGUGGGUACAAACCCGUUACUCCUGAGAGAGCUGAAUCUGAGUGGAUGUGAACUAGGAGACACACGAGUGAAUCAGAUCUCUGCUCUACUAAAAGAUAAACACUGUAAAUACAACACACUGACUCUGUGUGAAUGCAGUAUUACAGAGAAACCGUGUUUCAUCCUGACUUCAGCUCUGUGUGUAAACCUUUCACACCUGAAAGAGCUCAACCUGAGUGGAAAUAAAAUAGAAAACAAAGGAGUAAAGCAUAUAUGUGAAAUGCUGAUUGAUUCACGCUGUAAACUGGAGAGAUUGAGGUUAGGAUCCUGUAAUUUGACAGAUGAAGGGUGUUCUGAUCUGACUUCUGCACUGAAAUUAAACCCAUCACAUCUGAGAGAACUGGACCUGAGUGAGAAUCAACUAGGAGACUCUGGACUGAAAAACAUUUGUGAUCUACUGAUGAACCCUCAAUGCAAGCUGGAAAAACUAGAUCUAAAUGACUGUGGCAUUACAGAAGUUGCUAUUCUGGCUCAGUCUUUGGCUGAGAAUAAUGCACUGGUAUUUUUAAAAGAGCUUGAUCUGAGUAAAAAUAACAUAGGACACUCCAAAACGCAGCUCAUCGAUGUGCUACGAGACUCCAGCUGUAACCUGAGCCUGUAGGAAGAACAUUCGCCUCAAUCCUCAGAACAAUCCGAACAAUCCUCAGAAGGUUGUCAGUUUAGUACUGGAAUAAAUCAAUAUGUAUAAUGGUAGUUUUAGUUAGAUACUGCAAAACAGCAAUUAAAGAGCCAGUAAGAUGAAAAUUCUAAGCCUCCUAUCACUGUUUAUAAGUCCUGUACAACAGGUUUAAAUCCAUCCAAGGUUAAAAAACAUUGUCAUUUUGUCAAAAUAUCAUUUUAGAAUUACCUCAAUUCUCAGAGAUCCCCAAACGGUUCGCGCGAAGCUGUUCAAAAGAUUCAGUUUCCUUAAACCCCACCUUUCGGUAGCAUACUUUGUUAUGAUUGGUCAACUAACAUAGUCAGUUUUGAUUGGUUGUUCCGCACACAACGUCACGGUAAACAAUGCAUUAGCAUCUGUUUGGGGUGAAUUAUGUCUUAUUCCUCUCAUCGCGAAGCAAACAGUAAAAUAAAAAACUUGAACAGUCUCGCUGCUUUUUCUUCUGUGUGGGUGUAUUCAAGCCCCGCGCUUCAGUUUGAAUCUGAAUAGCGCGUUCAGCGCAGGGGCGUGGUCACAUUAGAUGUAACGAAGGGAGAUGUGAAAGAUUGGACAUCAUGUUGUUUCAUAUGGAUUACUUUAUCACCGAAUAUCUGUUUUCGGCAGCACUUGUUUAGUCUUAAAGUAGACAUGUCAAGCUUUCUAUAGAUAUCUCUCUCAUGUCUCUUCGUUGAGUAUUCACGGAGUUACACUUCAUUUUAAUGACGUGUUUGUAAAUGAAGAUCAGCGCCGACUUUUUCGGGGUUAUCAGGGGAAAAUGACUCAUAACGCGUAUCCGCGUUAAUCGACUCCAGAGGGUUUUAACAUAUAACUGUUAGUGCUAGCGCGACAUACUGAUAAGACGCUCAAGAGAAAACAAACACAUAACUUCAUAAUCAUACUUCGCAUUGUGAUUCGGAGAUGCUUGUUGGUCUAAAUAAAGUUGGUAAUGAACCCUCUUUUAUGGCCAAACGCUUUGAAAAUCCCACCUUGAACUCACCGAGAUUAGAAAAGCAGUCAUCAGUGAAAUGCCAUUGGUUCUUCUGAUCUUCAUUCUUUGGCAGUGAAAAUAAAACAAACUUGCCUUUACAAUUAAAAACACACUGUCUCCUCGAAAUGAUGCUCUCACACCAACCAGAGCGUCUGUUUUGGGGGGUGGGGCAGGUCAGAGUUCAGUUUCUCUCAAGACGGUAGGCGGAGAUUAUUAUGUAAAGUGUCCCUAGUGACGUACAUAGAGAUGGGCAAAAGAUUUGAAAUCUAUAACGACUCGUUUCAGCGAUUCAGAGUCGACUCCUUACUUUAGAAGCCAAUAACUUUAUAAAUCGUGUACUUUUUGGUUUAAUUACUUUGCACAUUGUUUACACUGAUGGACAGCUACAUCAUACACUGUAAUAUAGGUAAUUUUUGAUUUCCCAUCUGUGUGGCUCUUUAAUUAAUACAAACAAUGCCAUGUAGAUCUUAGAGCUUCAAACAGCACUGCUUUAUCAAAUGUAAUGUUGAUUAUUCUAGCUCUUAUGUAUUACCGUACUAAUGUAUAAGUAAAACAGGAUUAGACCUUAAAAUUAAAUCAUAAUCAUACACCAGUUCAGAUAGUUCAGAUGAUUUAAAUAUUUUCUUCUCAUGUAAUGUGUUUGCAUAUUGUAAAUUUAAAAAUAAAAAAUCUUGAUC